UUGGUAAUUGAACAAACCCUUACCUACCAGACCCAAAAAAACAAAACUCUUCAUUCGUGAAUCAUGAUUUGCUGUCCCCACACUAAUGAGAAUGAGAUUGACCCACUUUCAUAUUUAAACCGAUUAGUAACCCUUUUCUUCGUGUGAUGCAUCCGUUGUGUUUCUCACUCAGAAUGAAGUUUUAAGUCAGGAUUUUUGAUUGCAGGGAAGUGGGGUUCACCUUACUGUGAGAGUUCUUUGUUUUCUACCAAAAAAAAAAAAGAGUUCUUUGUUGGUUUCAGAGAUAAUCAUCACAGAUGGCAGAAAUAGCUAAGGACUUAACUGCUGGGACAGUUGGAGGGGCAGCACAGUUGGUAUGUGGGCACCCCUUUGACACCAUCAAGGUCAAGCUCCAAAGCCAGCCUAUCCCAUCCCCAGGCCAGCUUCCCAAGUAUUCAGGUGCCAUAGAUGCUGUUAAGAAAACAAUUGCAACUGAAGGCCCGAGGGGCUUGUACAAAGGUAUGGGGGCCCCACUUGCCACUGUGGCAGCUUUCAAUGCUGUGCUUUUCACUGUAAGAGGACAAAUGGAAGCGUUGUUGAGGUCCGAACCCGGUGCUCCUCUUUCAGUCAGACAGCAGGUUGUAUGUGGUGCUGGGGCUGGAGUAGUUGUAUCCUUCCUUGCAUGCCCCACUGAGUUGAUCAAGUGCAGGUUGCAAGCCCAGAGUGCUUUGGCACAUCAUGGCUCUGCAUCUGGGGCAAGGAAGUAUGGAGGUCCAAUGGAUGUUACAAGGCAUGUUCUUCGAUCAGAAGGGGGUGUAAGAGGCCUCUUCAAAGGUCUGGUACCCACCCUUGGCCGUGAAGUCCCUGGGAAUGCUGUGAUGUUUGGUGUCUAUGAAGCCUUAAAGCAGUUCUUUGCUGGGGGCCAAGACACUUCGGCUCUUGGUAGGGGCUCUUUAAUUGUUGCGGGAGGCUUAGCAGGAGCCUCUGUUUGGCUCUCAGUCUAUCCAACUGAUGUUGUAAAGAGUGUUAUUCAGGUUGAUGACUACAAGAAUCCGAAGUUCUCUGGUUCCAUUGAUGCCUUCAAGAAGAUCCUAGCAUCUGAAGGAGUCAAAGGCCUGUAUAAAGGAUUUGGACCUGCAAUUGCUCGCAGCGUUCCGGCAAAUGCAGCCUGCUUCUUGGCAUAUGAGUUGACUAGAUCCAGCUUGGGAUGAAAGCCAAUUUGAGAUAUAUUACUGAUUUUUUCCUGGCAGCAAAAUGUUUCCGGCAAAUGUUAUUGAUAAUUUAUUGUCGCAUUUUCAGAAACUGUUUUAUAAAAAUUGAAUUUAGAAGGGGAAACAAAAAUUCACAAGACAUCUUCUCAGCAAUUUAGCAUUGACUUGUAAAACCAGGGAGAAUUCAGUAGGGAAUUUUUAGUGCAAUAAAAUCAUUGUUACAAGUUCCA
Macadamia integrifolia is the source of this 1420-nucleotide messenger RNA. RefSeq names its product mitochondrial carnitine/acylcarnitine carrier-like protein. NCBI's taxonomy places the organism in Eukaryota, Viridiplantae, Streptophyta, Magnoliopsida, Proteales, Proteaceae. The record is from RefSeq and is a predicted model, not a curated record. The transcript is spliced from 3 exons. Gene Ontology annotation, molecular function: L-ornithine transmembrane transporter activity. Gene Ontology annotation, biological process: mitochondrial L-ornithine transmembrane transport. Bases 297 to 1190 code for a protein of 297 amino acids.